Messenger RNA from Selaginella moellendorffii, 1135 nucleotides. RefSeq lists its product as uncharacterized. The transcript has 12 exons. The record is from RefSeq and is a predicted model, not a curated record. The coding region runs from base 89 to 1066 and encodes 325 amino acids. NCBI's taxonomy places the organism in Eukaryota, Viridiplantae, Streptophyta, Lycopodiopsida, Selaginellales, Selaginellaceae.
CAUUUUCUAGGGCUUGGAACUCUGCUACUAGGGUUUGUGCCAGAUUUUGGGCGUAAUGCCUGGGUCUCUUCUUUGAUUCCAGCUCGCGAUGGCGCUCCAGGCCGGCGUCUCGACCGUCAAGGUGCUGAUUCUCGUUGGUGCCGGACUGACGGGAACGUUCCUUGUGAAUAAUGGCCGCCUCACGGACUUCAUCUCAGACCUCUCCAAGGUCAUCUCCAAGCAUCUAGAGGACGGGGAUGUGUCUGCGAAGGUUUCAGACAAAACUACCGAAUUGGCUGGACAGCUCAUGAGACUAAGGCAGGAACUCAUGCAGUUAGCGGCCUCUAAAGAUGUCACAUUUAUAAAUGGAAGUUCUGGAAGCGGCAGUGGAGCAAACAUCUCCUCCCUCGCAGUGCCCGCGGUUGUUGUUGGCGCUGCGGGAUAUGGAUACUUUCGGUGGCGGGGAUGGCGUCUAACCGACUUCCUCUAUGUUACGAAGCGUCAUAUGGCAAAUGCUGUUUCGGAGGUUUCGAAGCAGUUCGAUCAAGUCUCGGCAGUGCUUGCGGCAACUCGAAGGCACCUGUCGAUGCGAAUAGAAGAUGUAUCAAAAGCCUUAGAAGAUAGUGCCGAAGUCCAAGGUGUUAUAAAGAAUCAGGUUCUUGACAUGAGAAGCGACGUCGUAAAAUGCGGUGGCGACGUCCAGGUUGUCCAGCAAAUGGUCGAAGGCUUGGAAUCGAAGAUUGGCGAAGUUCAAUCCAAGCAAGAUUUUGCCAACAGAGGAAUUCUGUUGCUGUGUCAGUACGUGCAAGACUUGGAGCACGGACGCCCCGGCUUGCUAGAAUCCAAGCGCAAGCUAGAUCUCUUACAACAGGCCCCGAAACCUCCGCUGUUAAAGUCUGGAAGCCCAUCGUCGUCAUCCUUGGCUUCCUCGUCGAAAUCUUCGUCGUCCUCGGCCUCGUCUUUGGCGUCGACAGGCAGCGGAUUGAAGGAACUACAGCAAAUCUCGGAGAAGCUCCAGGGCGAUGCGCCAAGGACAUUAAGGCCGACGUUUUCGGUCUCGUUUGGAUCAUCGUUCGCUUCGAGAUGACGCUGCGGAAGGAAGAGUUUGUCUUGUAAAUUUGCGAAAAUAAUUGACAAAAAACCAUUUUGUUUUCCA